This is a messenger RNA of Exaiptasia diaphana, 711 nucleotides long. RefSeq lists its product as uncharacterized. The transcript has 5 exons. Lineage: Eukaryota; Metazoa; Cnidaria; Anthozoa; Actiniaria; Aiptasiidae. The record is from RefSeq and is a predicted model, not a curated record. Bases 1 to 711 code for a protein of 236 amino acids.
AUGGCCUUUGAAAUAGCUAACUUGGAAAAACCAAACUCUAAGCAAAACACAGUUAAUCGAGAUAAUCUAAAAUUGGCCCUUGGUCAUUACAAAUGUGAAGUGGAACAUUUGCAGAGCACCAAAUGGAGAGAUAAGAUAUUUAAGAUUUUUGUCUUUGGAGACUAUGCUUUCUUAUGUGACCUAUAUGGAAUUUCUGGAGCUUCUGGUAAGCACUGUUGUCUAUGGUGCUUGAUUACUCAAGCGGAAUUGAAGCUACCCCUGUCUGAGAGAGGUCUUAAAGAGGAAAGGACAUUAGAAAAGUUAUUGAGGGACUAUGAAAAAUUCAAAGAAAAUGGUGAAAAUAUUGGAAGAGCAAAGCAAUAUAACAAUGCUAUAAGACCACCACUUCUAAAUAUCCCAAUUGACCAGGUAUGCUUACCUGGCUUACAUAUUAGCAUUGGGAUCUUUGAACGAUUAUACGAGCUUCUUACUGCAGCAUUUCGCGCAUUUGACAAAGACAUGGCAAACUUUCUGGCAAACAGAGAAAGCAAUAAGAAUGAACAGUUACAGAAGUCUUCACUUUUAAAACAAGGAGAGGGGCCUUGCAUUGUCAAAUUGAAUGAGACUUUGAAUAAGCUUGGAGUACAACGGCAAGCAUAUCAUGGGGGCUCUUUCAAUGGUAAUCAUACAAACAAGUGCCUUUUGGUAAGGAUAAGUCUCAUGUUUUAUUAG